AUGCCUGGCACUGUAAAUGAGCUUCCACCUGGCGUUCAGUCUGUGCACGCAGACGCUCCUCUUGACUACAUCAUUCAGCUGCUGAAGCGCGAUGGGGGAGUUUUUAUCAAAAAGUUUGUUACAGAGGAAGACGUCGAUAAAGCGUAUAGCGAGUGCCGCGACCGCAUAGACAAUGAUAUGGAAUGGGAGGGCGACUUUUUCCCGAAGGAGACACAACGAGCGCCUGGAUUGAUCGGACUGAGUCCGACGUAUACUGAGACCCAGCUGAUGCACCCGCUAUACCGCGCUGUCUGCGACCACUUCUUGACUACGAGAAGCAUGUUCUGGUGGGGCAACGAAAGAAAGGAAUCGGUGUCAAAACCUUACGUGCAUUCGUCUGUAGCCAUGAGGAUUGGUCCAGGUGGUAAAGCGCAGCCUCUUCACCGAGACGAUUAUAUCGCCCACAAUGUACACACCGAAGUCACGGAGUGGGACGAUGCAAGGGACAUGGGCCGCGAAUCAGCUAUUGGAUGUUUUGUGGCUGGCUGCAGAGUAACGCCGGCGAACGGUGGAACAGCGUUUAUACCGGGAAGUCAUCUUUGGGGCAACGACCGAGAGACGCCGCCAGAUGUCAAUCAAUGCAUACACGCAGAUAUGGAGAAGGGUGACGCUUUCCUAAUGCUGGCUUCUGCAUUCCACGGGGGUGGAGCCAACACCACAAAGGACGAGAAGCGACUUGUCUUUGGGACCUUUGUAACGCGAGGAUAUCUUCGCCAAGAAGAAAAUCAAUUCUUGGCUGUUCCUCACGAUGUAGCAAGGAAGUAUCCGAGAGAUGUGGUGGAGUAUCUUGGAUAUUCGCUUUCCGAUCCCGCUUGUGGAACGGUCGAACAGCUUGAUCCUAUAUAUGCGCUCUAUCCUGAGUGGAAAGCGGAUGCAAAGUACAAAGACUUCUAG
Didymosphaeria variabile is the source of this 933-nucleotide messenger RNA. RefSeq lists its product as uncharacterized. The transcript is spliced from 3 exons. The coding region runs from base 1 to 933 and encodes 310 amino acids. Lineage: Eukaryota; Fungi; Ascomycota; Dothideomycetes; Pleosporales; Didymosphaeriaceae. The record is from RefSeq and is a predicted model, not a curated record.